This is a messenger RNA of Gastrolobium bilobum, 1065 nucleotides long. Its product is annotated as gamma-interferon-responsive lysosomal thiol protein. NCBI's taxonomy places the organism in Eukaryota, Viridiplantae, Streptophyta, Magnoliopsida, Fabales, Fabaceae. Gene Ontology annotation, molecular function: oxidoreductase activity, acting on a sulfur group of donors, disulfide as acceptor. Bases 120 to 896 code for a protein of 258 amino acids. The transcript has 5 exons. The record is from RefSeq and is a predicted model, not a curated record.
AAGAAAAGAAAAAAUCUGUUUCCCGUCGCUGCCACAGUUUCGUGUUGGGUCCCUCCACCUGGCAUGUAACUCAAGUCAGUUACCCUCUUCUCCUUUUGAACUCAAUCUCAGAUUCGGCAAUGGCUUCUUCCUCCACCUUUUCUCUUUCUCUGCUCUGUUACCUCUCUUUCUUUACCUUCUUCUCUCCCUCUCAAUCUCAAUCUCAAUCUCACAACAAGGUCUUGUUAGAGUUGUACUAUGAAAGCUUAUGCCCCUACAGUGCAAACUUCAUCGUUAAUUACCUCCCUAAGAUCUUCAACGAUGACCUUAUCUCCAUCGUUGACCUCAACCUCGUUCCUUGGGGUAAUACCAAGCUCAGAAGCAACGCCACCUUUGAUUGCCAGCAUGGCCCAUAUGAGUGCUUGCUGGACACCGUUGAAGCGUGUGCAAUCAAUAUCUGGCCUGAACUGAGCAAGCAUUUUCCUUUCAUCUAUUGUGUUGAGAACCUGGUGUAUCAGGGUAAGCGCAAAGAGUGGGAAUCUUGUUUUGAGAAAGUGGGUCUGGAUUCAAAGCCUAUUGAUCAUUGUUAUAAGAGUGAAUAUGGAAAAGAGCUGGAGCUACAGUAUGCAGCUGAAACAGAUGCUCUGCAGCCUCCUCAUGAGUAUGUUCCAUGGGUAGUUGUGGAUGGAGAACCACUUUAUGAGGAUUAUGAAAACUUCUUAAGCUAUGUCUGUAAGGCUUAUAAAGGUCCUGCACCCAAAAGUUGCACUCAAACAUACCUUAAUACUGUUCGUAAAGUGGAAGCAAAGCCUAAGCAUUCAAUUUGCAGUAUGGAAGGAGUGAUGCUAACAUGGGAAAAGGUAAGGUCAACCAUUACAUCAUGGAAGCACCAGAUGAACCUCAUAGGUGCAAUUUAGAUGUGCCAAUGCUGCAUGCGAUUUAAAAGCGUUUGGUUCCUGUUCACUUGUAGUGAUACCUAGAAAAGUGAAAAUAGAACUUGUGAUGGAUUGGUAGGUACUUUCUCAGUAAAACCCUGUUGUGUAUAACUUAAUAAAUGCAUAUCGAUAUUUUGGUUAUUCCAUCGUA